AUGGGAAAUCAACCGUACUCUCAGGUCAUCGAAGCCAACCCUAUCGGGAAUGGCCUUGAUACCUUUCGUGGCUCUUUCAAUUCAAUAUGUGAAGGUGCGAGUAUUUCCUGUACUCCAGAUGCUCUUGAGCUGCUUGGCCAAGAAGAACUCCGGAAACUCGUCCUUGCUUUCCUUUCUGUGGCGCAAAAUCUUCCUGCAGCCCGUGCACUUCCCGCAAGGACAGGCCGUGGCACACUCCGCAGCGAUCUCCUGCGGUUGGAACUCUCACUCGACUCUGAUGACUUCGACCUCCACCGAAUUAAACCUCUCCUACGGCUAACGCUCGCCGACAAAUCCGACGAUGCGCUUAUCUGGAAUCUCGUCUAUGACGCCGUCACCGAAUCCACCCCGCCUCCCCGACAGGUAGCUUCUUCCAUCCAACAGACUCCAUGGCUGCGCAAUACCAGCAGCUUCGCGAACUCGUCCGAGCAUCGCAAAUAUGUGGACGAUGUGCUGAAGGAGGAGCUUGGCCCUAUGUAUGUCGGGCUCCGCAAUUUUCACAGCACAUACUUUGGGGGCGUGACCGAACUUCAGACAGCGGCCCAGGCGUUCUUCGAGCAAUGCCUCGAAGGUAGUGAUCCACUCUUUGAGGACGGUUGGAAGGGAUGGCCCAGGGAUGCGAACCAGGAUGAUGUGCUGAGCUGGUUUGCCGACUUCAGCGACAAACUAGCGGCAUUCGCAGGCAGCCACGGGUCAAUCCCAACACAUCGGCAUCCACGACGGCCUCUUGCCCAGCCCAAUAAGCCAAUACAAGGUUCUACAGGAGAGCGCAAGUUGGACGUCGGUUUUGUCAAGGAUACGAGUGCUGGGAAAGACUCGCGGUGCCACUGGUCGCAGAUCUUGGUGCCUGGAGAGCUGAAGAGCAACCCGUCCGCCGACAAGGCCUCGAUGGCGUGGCUUGAUCUGGGGAGGUACGCGAGGGAGGUGUUGGCUGCGCAGAACGACCGUCGCUUCGUCUUGGGCUUUACCAUCUGCGGGUCCCUCAUGAGGGUAUGGGCAUUUGACCGGCUCGGGGGCAUCGCAUCGGAGCAGUUCGACAUUAACAAAGAUGGGCGUCAGUUUGUGUCCACGAUCCUUGGCUUUCUCUGGAUGAACGAGGAGCAGCUAGGGUUCGACCCGACAAUCAUGACGGCAAACGGGGAGCGAUUCAUCGAGGUCGAUCGGAAUGGUUCGACCGAGCGGAUCAUCAUCGACGAGGUGAUGCAGCGGGCGCCUUGCAUAGCUGGUCGAGCGACGACAUGUUGGAAAGCCCAUCCCGAAGGACGGCCGGAGAUGCUGCUUGUCAUUAAGGAUUCGUGGCAAUAUCCGGAACGAGAUGAAGAAGGCGAACUACUACGUGAGGCGACUGACAAGGGUGUCGUUAACGUAGCCCGGUACUAUCACCACGAGACGGUACAGAUUGACGGGGCAGAUGAUGACAUCCGGAAUAAUGUUCGAAGAGGGCUGGAUAUUACGCAAGCUGCGAACUACCGUCCGGAACGACCAAUCCGGCGGAACAACGUCGUGUCUGGCACAUCGAGAGAGGGUCGCGGCAGCGCCAGUGCCAGCAGAAAGCGGUCAUCUAGCCAAGCUGGCGCUCCUCUUCCUUCUAGCAAGCGAUCUUGUUCCGUGUCUUCAACGAGGGUCACCAGUUCAUUACCAAAUCGUGUACAUCGGCGUGUCAUUCUCCGAGACUACGGGAUGCCUAUCUACAAGGCGAGCUCCCGGUCAGCUCUGCUUGCUGCGUUUGAGCGGUGCAUCGAAGGGCAUGAAUCUUUGCAUAGGGCAGGCUUCCUUCACAGAGAUAUCUCGGUCAACAAUCUUAUGAUCAACGAGGAUGAUGAUAACCCCUCCUGGCCUUCCUUCUUGAUUGAUCUUGACCUGACCAUCAAGGAAUCGCGAGAGGCUGCAUCAGGAGCAAAGGGGAAGACCGGAACACGGGCUUUCAUGGCAAUUGGGGCGUUGCUAGGCGAGCGGCACUCCUUUAUGCACGAUCUGGAAUCAUUCUUCUGGGUCUUGUUUUGGUUAUGUAUUCAUUAUAACGGGCCCGGCAAGGGUAGAGUUGUUCCACGGUUUGAUAAGUGGAACUUUGUGGAGACGGAGGAGUUGGCAAUCUCCAAAAAGGGGGUAAUUGACGACGAAGGAGAUUUCCUGAUGAUUUUGGAGGCGAACUGCACAUUAUACUGCCACCCUAUAAUCCCAUGGGUCAACCGGCUACGGAAAGCGGUGUUUCCUAAUGGUGGCAGGAAUCGGGCGCGCUACUGGAUCGUUCGAGACGACAGCGAUAGCAACGGCCCGUUCGAUACAGCUAAUGCAGCUGAUGCUACAAGUCGGAGUGCUAUGGAUGAGCUUAUUGCUGCAAGUCAGGCUCGACUGGAAGAGGAAGAUGCCGUACGACUACGGAAGGGUGACUUGAAGGAAGAUAUCGACCGUGACUCACCGUGGGCCAAGAGGCUAGGCUGGUGGCUACGAGCGAGGGAAGUAACAGGCAGGUCAGCUGGAAGGCAAGAAGAUGAGGAGGCAGCUCGUGAACGACUGUUACUCACGCGGCUUGGAGAGAGCUUCGAUCGUGAGGUUCAACGUUGCUGCUGGCGACUCGACAGCGUGCCGACCGAGACAUUGCAGUGGCUUAACAGCAUUUCAUCAGUAACCCCGAGCGGCGUGCCGUUCGGUUGCAAAGGCAAGGAAGAAUCGAUGAGCCAGCAUAUCGAUAAUCGCAUUGGGCGGAAAGAAGCGUUUGAACGCUGGGCCGUUCGCUUUACGGAUGAGCAGUGGAGCUUGUUGCGCGAUGUUGCUGAAGAGCUCGAGAGGGACAGGGCUCCAAGCAGUCACGACAGCGGGUUCUUUAGCGGCAGAGAGAGACAAGCUAAGGAUAAAGACGGAGACAAAGACAAAGACGAAGAUGGAGAUGACGACGAAUAUCAGGAUGACGAUCAGGCUGGCGAAUCUAUCUACCGAUGUAGAUGA
Messenger RNA from Fusarium poae, 2985 nucleotides. RefSeq lists its product as uncharacterized. Gene Ontology annotation, biological process: protein phosphorylation. The record is from RefSeq and is a predicted model, not a curated record. Gene Ontology annotation, molecular function: protein kinase activity. Bases 1 to 2985 code for a protein of 994 amino acids. The transcript has 5 exons. Lineage: Eukaryota; Fungi; Ascomycota; Sordariomycetes; Hypocreales; Nectriaceae.